AUGAAGGUCCUCUGUCUACACGGGAAAGGCACCAGUGGAAGCAUCUUCCGCUCGCAGAUCUCGUCAUUCCGCACCAGACUCCCCGAAUCUAUUGAAUUCGACUUCAUCGAUGCUCCAUACGAAUGCAAUCCGGCACCAGGUAUAGACCUAUUUUACAGCCCGCCUUACUACUCCUUCUGGGAACGCGAUGAUGUCGACUCCAUCCGAGAAGCCUAUAACUGGCUGACCGAUUACAUCGCCAAGAAUGGCCCCUACGAUCUGGCGCUUAUGUUUUCCCAAGGAUGUGUCUUGGGCUCUACUGCUCUCUUACUCCACCAAGAAGAAACACCGCACCUCCCACCGCCUUUCAAAGCUGCAGUUUUCGUCUGUGGUGGCGCAUCCUUGAUCAUGCUUGAGGAGCUGGGUUUCCAUGUAUCAGCCGAGGCGCGCGAGCGUGAUGCCGCUUCUAGAACUGCUCUGGCAUCGCAGGCUGGGUCUUCGGCUGUGCUGGCUCAAGGCUCGAAGCGCUGGACUGGUCUUGACUCUUUGGAUGGUGGGUUGACCGAGGAUGAAUUGCGUGAUGAGAUUACAAGUCCCCUCCGAAUUAAUGUCCCCACCGCGCAUAUAUAUGGCGCGAAAGAUCCGCGGUAUGUGGCUGGCGUGCAUCUUUCUGGGAUUUGUGAUCCCGAGAAACGCCGGACUUAUGAUCAUGGUGGUGGGCAUGAGAUUCCGCGGACUGGUGCUGUCAGUGAUAAAAUCGCGGAGAUAUUCCAAUGGGUGGCUGCGCAAGGAGGUGCUUGA
This is a messenger RNA of Penicillium antarcticum, 780 nucleotides long. Its product is annotated as putative EF-hand calcium-binding domain protein. The record is from RefSeq and is a predicted model, not a curated record. NCBI's taxonomy places the organism in Eukaryota, Fungi, Ascomycota, Eurotiomycetes, Eurotiales, Aspergillaceae. Gene Ontology annotation, cellular component: nucleus; cytoplasm. The transcript has 2 exons. Bases 1 to 780 code for a protein of 259 amino acids.